Letharia lupina is the source of this 321-nucleotide messenger RNA. RefSeq lists its product as uncharacterized. The record is from RefSeq and is a predicted model, not a curated record. NCBI's taxonomy places the organism in Eukaryota, Fungi, Ascomycota, Lecanoromycetes, Lecanorales, Parmeliaceae. The coding region runs from base 1 to 321 and encodes 106 amino acids. The transcript is spliced from 2 exons.
AUGGCCGGCGUGCUGAGAAACUAUGUGGGCUUUGAGAGGAUAAGAAUUACUGUACGACUGCGACCGUACGAGUUUGGUGGUGGUGGACGGGUUCCCCCGUUCGAUUGGGAGAUCGUGGAAGAAAGGCGGGAGGAUUACAUCAAGGAGAUGGACAAGAGACUGGGGCCAUGGCUUGGUCCGGCGGACUGUAUGAAUCUGGGUGAUGGGACAACAACUGAAGGUCAGGGGGACGUUGUUGACUCGAUGGUUGGACCACCUGAUGAACCAAGAGACUAUCCUCGACUUUCCGCCUGGAAUGGAUCCUACGAAUCCGGACAAUAG